AUGAAUUCCCAGAGCAUUCGCGACCUCGAGUCGGAGAAGGAGAUUUGGUCAGGUAAAUGUCGUGUCUCUAGAAUGUGGCUUGGAGCGAAUGUACAUACAAACAAAGUUCUCCAUUUGGACCUCAUUCUGAUGGAUUCAAAGGGCAAUGAUAUCUGGAUGGCAGGCAAAAAGGGUUAUAUUGAUAUCCUCUCAGAUGUUGUUGGCCAAUUGCACACACAUUCAGAGGCAAUUACUACUACCAGCCUUACCCUGAAAACUAUAAGGAAGGAGUUCACAUUGCAACUGAUUGAGGGUGAUGUUGUCAAAGUGGUUAUUUGGGGAAGAUUUAUUCAACGGUUUGAUAAGAUUAUUGAUGAUCAUGGUGAUGAUCAGACUAUAUUGGUCAUUUCAGCUGUUAGUGUGGGUGAAUUCAAAGGUGAGUUAUCAUUUUCAUCUUCAGGGUCAACAGUUGUGUAUCGUAACCUCGAUAUUCCAGCUGUCAAAGCUUUUGCUACCGGAUACCGUGUUCAACUUGAAGUUCAAAGUGAUUUGAAGUCAGCAGUAUUUGUACUCUUCGAGUAUGAAGGGAAGCGGUACUUUGGAUUGACUGGUCAUGAACUAUUCCAGAAAAAUGGGCACAAUGGUGACUUGCCACCUGAUGAAUUGCUUCAAUUGGUAGGGAGAAGGUUAUAUGAUUCACAAAGAUGGAUCAUCUUCAUAUCUAUUGCGAGUGGGCCUGCAUCUUCUCAACCCUCCUCUGAUCAGUCUGGACAGUCUGCUACUGAAAAAUCGAUUGAAACACCAAUGGACUCUGAUGCAACUCCAGACAACAAACUGAAGAGGAAGAUGCCCUUGGAGUGA
This is a messenger RNA of Linum trigynum, 840 nucleotides long. The record is from the annotation of a GenBank genome assembly. Lineage: Eukaryota; Viridiplantae; Streptophyta; Magnoliopsida; Malpighiales; Linaceae.